AUGGCUCCAGCGAAGGGACAACAACGCCGCCUCUCCCUGUGCCCAGGGCCUCCCGUGGCCACCAUCCCCUUCGGGGACCUGCUGGAGGAGGUUGGCAGCAUGGGUACCUUCCAGAUUUUCUCAGUCUUCUUCCUCUCGUUGCCCGUCCUGUUCCUGGCCAGCCACAACCUGGUGCAGAACUUCAGCGCGGCCACCCCAGAGCACGGGUGCAGGCGGGCGCAGCCGGGCAACCUCUCCCAGCAAGAGAAUCUGGUGCCGCUCGGGCAAGACCUGAAGCCGGACAGUUGCCAGCGCUUCGCGGGAUGGUUGGCGUCCGACGCCAACGAUACGACGGGCAAGGAGGUGGGACUGGAAUCCUGCCUUGACGGGUGGCAGUAUGACCACAGCACCUUCGCUUCCACCAUCGUGACGGAGUGGGACCUGGUCUGCAACCUGCAGCCCCUGAAGAGCCUGGCCCAAUCCCUCUUCAUGGCAGGGGUCCUGGUGGGGGCCUUCGUCUUGGGAGACCUCUCGGACAGAGGACCUGUGAGCCCCGGUGAGGUGGGCAGGCGGCCCAGCCGAGGUCGGAGUCCCCUGCCCGCCCUCAGCAUGAAUCCCAGUUCUCCAGUGUGUCUGGUCAUCCCCGUUGCCAGCCUGCUCUCCUGGCUGAUGACCGGCUGCGCCACCGAAAGUAAGUCUCGAACACGGCACCCACUCCCGAUUUGGCAAAAAACCCGGAGCUCGUGGACAUGUUUCUCCAGUCCGUCCUCCGCUCGCUUGGCAUCUGGAUGCAAUAGCGCGGAAGACGCUCUGCACAUGUUCAGGAUGCUCUUGUCCUUCCAAGAAGAGGACAAGAGCACUUUGAACAUGUGCAGAGUGUUGCGGGAGACACGGAAAGGAAGAAGCUGA
Molecule: messenger RNA, 888 nt
Organism: Pantherophis guttatus
Lineage: Eukaryota; Metazoa; Chordata; Lepidosauria; Squamata; Colubridae
Source: RefSeq, a predicted model, not a curated record